AUGAGCGCCACUAACUCCCGGACGUCUACAAACGACCAUGUUGAACCACGUGAGGCGCCACCGUUUGAUCCAGAAUAUGUCAAGGAGGUCUCCCAAGAACGACAGUCCAUCAGCCAUACUUUUCCCCUGGUCACUGGAACCGGGUACAGCAUUUACAAAUCCACCAUAGUCCCUGCGAUAAAGAGUGCACAGCAAGAGAUUGUUGUCGUCACUUGCUUCUGGGCUCCAUCAGCGACUCGGGACGAACUCGCUGAUGCACUUCGAGAGCUGUCCAAGAAGGCCAUCGCCUCUUCACGCAAGAUAUCCGUACAUAUAUGUUUCUCUUCUUCCUCCAUGGCGCGCAAUAUGCUGUUGCCGACACCCAAAGCCGGACAAGCGUAUCCACCAGCCAGGUGGAAGAAGCUCGGGCUGCCCGGGCCUGAAGAGCUGACAGGCUUGGAUCUCCGAGUCACACGCAAGUUCUUCUGGCCGUUCGGAAUCAUACAUUCGAAGUAUGUCAUUGUCGACCGUGCUUUGGCCAUAAUUCCGUCCUGUAAUGUGUCCUGGGAACGCUGGGCUGAGGUGGCCAUUCCGAUCCGGGGCCCGGUCGUGGAACAUUUAUAUUCCUUCCACUCCGACUUCUGGGACCGUGACAAUGGUCGACCACGGGCUCCUAAAGGCAUGAAUUCUGCUCCUUCAGACCGCACAGCUGGAUCCAGUUACCGUACAGCUCUUACGACCCUUCUUCCUUCGCCUCACACUCCCGCUUUGUUACCGAAUUACCUCCAUGCUCAAUCCCUUGCCGGCCACUGCCCCUGCAUUCCUCCUGUUCCUCCAGCCUUUCCUCCAACACCUCUUUUAACAACCACGCACCAUCUUCUUUCCACUGCCAGAUCCAACAUUACAAUGCUCACGCCAAACCUCACCGAACCAAGUGUGCUAGAAGCUCUCCGAGAAGGCCUAGAGCGGGGAGUAGACGUUCGGAUCUACACGAACCGGAGCCUGAUGACUGUUGAGCAAUUGGUCACAGCCGGCAAUACCACGCCGAGAUGUGUCGAGGCCCUGAAGAAAGGAUCACAAGAACCAGGGAUGAGAGGAACCUUGGACGUUGUCUAUUUCGACGAUGAUGUGCCACAGCAGGUGCCGGAGGACCGUAAGGAAACGAUCCCAGUCAAGUUGCAUGCGAAGGUGACUAUUGUUGAUGAUACGAGGAUAUUACUGGGCAGUGGGAAUAUGGAUGCCGCCAGCUGGAAAACGAGCCAGGAGCUCGGCAUACUGAUUGAGAGAGAGGAGGUAGUGUCGGAGUUCAAGCAGAAGUGGAGCGAUGAAAUCUUCGAGUUAUGA
This is a messenger RNA of Rhinocladiella mackenziei CBS 650.93, 1323 nucleotides long. RefSeq lists its product as uncharacterized. Bases 1 to 1323 code for a protein of 440 amino acids. Gene Ontology annotation, molecular function: catalytic activity. Lineage: Eukaryota; Fungi; Ascomycota; Eurotiomycetes; Chaetothyriales; Herpotrichiellaceae. The record is from RefSeq and is a predicted model, not a curated record. The transcript has a single exon.